Polypterus senegalus (gray bichir) is the source of this 3373-nucleotide messenger RNA. RefSeq names its product TBC1 domain family, member 10Ab (gene tbc1d10ab). The transcript is spliced from 9 exons. Bases 392 to 1837 code for a protein of 481 amino acids. NCBI's taxonomy places the organism in Eukaryota, Metazoa, Chordata, Cladistia, Polypteriformes, Polypteridae. The record is from RefSeq and is a predicted model, not a curated record.
CCAAUUCCUGACGUCACGUUGCCACUGCGGAGCCUCGCGGUUUCGGGGAAGGCGGGUGAGCUGGACUCGGUGUUUAGUGUUCUGCUGUCCGGUGGCAGUGACACGCGCACUCUGGAAACUAAGCAAACGAGUGGGUUUACGUGGAUUAUCGUAUACGGACGGCAACACACGACCGGGAAUUCUUUAUAACGUUGAACUUCGCAGUUGGACUUACCUGGAGUUUUGUGUUUUUUUGGUCUCGCGCUACUUUUUUUCCCCAGCGUUUGUUUGGUGUGUUUUUUUAAAGAUAUUUCACGCCCUUCUACCCGUAAAAAGGCGCACCAUAGCGACGGUGAACAUGAGCGGUGAGCUCACUGGGGCCGCUGCUUCUCCGAAGCCGACUCUUUGAGACAUGGCCAAGAUCCAGGAGAACGGGAUACGGAGCGGCCCGUCGCCGAGUCUGAAGGGAACCCAGGAGAACCAGAGUGACAAGGACAGCAGCUCCAUGGGCUCCGAGUCGGAGAUGAACGGCUUCGCCGACACUCGCGCCGACAAGUACGGCUUCAUCGGCGGAGCGCAGCAGAGCCUCGAGGACUCAAUUGAAGAUAUUCCCCCAGAUGUGCUGAGACAGAGAGAAGCCAAAUGGCUGGACAUGCUCAACAGCUGGGACAAAUGGAUGGCAAAGAGGCACAAGAAGAUUAAGCUCCGAUGUCAGAAGGGGAUACCACCUUCUCUUCGUGGCCGUGCCUGGUUAUACUUAUCAGGAGGCAAAGUCAAGCUGGAGCAGAAUCAUGGCAAGUUCCAGGAACUGGACUCGCAGGCUGGAGAUCCCAAGUGGUUGGAUGUGAUUGAGAAAGAUCUCCAUCGCCAAUUUCCCUUUCAUGAGAUGUUUGUGUUACGCGGAGGACAUGGACAGCAAGAUCUGCAUAGAGUGCUGAAAGCUUACACCCUGCACCGCCCAGAGGAGGGCUACUGCCAAGCCCAGGCUCCCAUUGCUGCUGUCCUGCUGAUGCAUAUGCCAGCCGAGGAAGCAUUUUGGGUGCUAGUACAGAUCUGUGAGAAGUACCUGCCAGGAUAUUACAGUGCUGGACUGGAGGCAAUCCAGCUGGAUGGGGAGAUACUCUUUGCUCUGCUUCGUAAGGUUUCACCUGUUGCCCACAAACACCUAAGCAAAUAUAAGAUUGAUCCCAUCCUCUACAUGACUGAGUGGUUCAUGUGUGCCUUCUCCCGGACACUUCCCUGGUCAUCUGUGCUGCGGGUCUGGGAUAUGUUCCUGUGUGAAGGUGUCAAGAUCAUCUUCCGAGUGGGGCUGGUCCUCCUCAAGCUCAUGCUUGGUUCACCUGAGAAGCUAAAGGCUUACCAAGGUCAAUAUGAGACCAUGGAGUUACUCAGGGCCAUCAAUCCCAAAUACAUGCAGGAAACAUUUCUUGUCAGAGAGGUGAUUGAACUGCCCAUAUCGGAGCGUGAAGUUGAAAAGGAGCACCAAGUUCAGCUGAAGCGCUGGAAGGAGAAACAUGGCGAUCUGCACUGCAAAUCACCACCCAGGAUGCAUGGGGCGCGAGCGAUCAUGGAGGCUGAGCCGCAUACACGCCAGGACCUACGCCAAGCCCCAACCAUCAUCAUGGAGUCCCCGAAAGAAAAUUCAAACUUUAAAAAGAACAAGAAAGAAAAUAAGAAAAAGGACAAGGGUAAAAAAACGCCACCUAGUGCUUCAUUUGAGAACCGCAGCCAUUCAGUGCCUGAGGUGGAGCCUGUGACACCAGUUGAUGCAGUCGGCAGUUUGGAGAAAAACUCUUCAUGGCAAGGCUCGAGGCAAAGCUUGAGCUCGAGCAGCACGGAGCAGGACACCUACUUGUAACCAAGCAAUUGGAAAAACCUGCAAGACGUUGGUCUUAGUAAGGGAGGAUUACGAGUUUAUGCCAAUCCAUUGUAUGUCCAGUCAGUGCCACUUUUUUUUUUUUUACCCUGAAUAAAAAGUUGUCGCCAGUUGUGCGGCAGAGGACUAACUUGACAGUUUGGAAAUAGUUACUCUUCUUUAGGCUUUAAUAAAAAUGUGCCAUUGCACUCCACAUAUUUAAUUUCAUCUGCGAUGCCUGUGAUACCUGGGGGUGAAGAGACAGAUGGGCUCAUUGCAAACAGACUGCUGUCUUCAUGGCCUUAGAGCUGGGCAGUGCCAGCCUCUUGUUAAAUGGUGGUCUCCAUAUGGCAAACCAGACCUUAUUUAUUCCUGACAUUUUUAUUUUGGGGUUUCACUUGUUUUCUGUUUAGCAUUUAAAGCUGCACCAUACCAUAAAGGCGCAAUCCAAAUGAACUGGUCGUCUUGGCAAUAUAAAUCUGCAGAAGGAGUGGGCUGUCGACGUCUCUUAGGACCAGGAGGACUUGCAUCUUUUUUUAUCAGAAGUGCAAUUUGAUUGGGGAGGUGGUGUGAAAAAUUUGAUGUGGGUGACUCUAGCUAAAUUAUUUUGUUUAUGCUCCUUAAGGCUCAGUGUAUUUACACAACAUAAAAUCGAUGUAGACCUAUUUUAACCAAAAAUGCACUUGAAUGUUAUGAAACUGCUUUGAGUGCUCCAAAAGAAGAGUGAGAAGCACAACAGAUUUGCCUAACAGAACCUAAUGGGAUCUGGGAGUUGUGGAUAGGCACGUUGGGGCAGUAUUGCACUCCACACUUGGGUCAUAAAGGUUAUUCAGGUGUUGGGGUUGGUGGAUAACUGCUGACCGCUUUGUUAUUCAGUCAGUGAAUGUCUUAAUUUUCGGAGCUUUGCUUGUGCUAAGCAUGUCAGCAGAUGAUAGCAGGAGGAAGAUGAGCUUUAGUGACACUAAUGGGAAUUGAGUUUUCUUCACUUUAGAAGGAAUGACUGCUGUCUUUCAGAACCGUUUAACACUAACCCAGACGUCCUCCUUUCACGAUUGUAUCAAGCACUUUCCCAUUUGUGUGUGUGUGUGUGUGUGUGUGUGUGUGUGUGUGUGUGUUUUGUCUUGGUGAGUGACCCCUGCUGGACACACAAGGCUAGUGCUGCUCUUUGAAUAUACUGUCCAGUAUUUCUGCAGAGUUUUCAGUCACUGGUCACAAAUGUUUUUGGAGUCUAUGAACUGUAAGCUUAACGCUUGUCCAGAAGGGGGUGCUGCAGACCUCCGAAUCGACACUUUUAGACGUCUUACAUGGCACUCCGUGUAUUUGGAAAGCUGCUUGAGGAGCCCUCCAGUGAGCCACUUAAUUAGCCACUUUUGUUCUCCCUUUCCCCCCAUACAUACUUUCCUAAUUGAUGGGGAGUAAAUAAUUCAAAUGUUUUAUAAAUAUAUAUAAAUAUCUAUUUUACAAUAAUGAAUUAUGUUGUAUUUAAUACUUUUUUUCUGUACAGACUGUUUGCCAUAAAUAAAUUUGAUACUCGGUUCA